Molecule: messenger RNA, 3275 nt
Organism: Zonotrichia albicollis (white-throated sparrow)
Lineage: Eukaryota; Metazoa; Chordata; Aves; Passeriformes; Passerellidae
Source: RefSeq, a predicted model, not a curated record
GACAGCAGUGAGGCAGCAGAUGGAGCUGGCAGCUGGGAUGAAGAGGUCACCAAGUGGUGGGGAGAGUGGAGCUCCUGGUCCACGUGCUCGCGCUCCUGCGGAGGGGGAGUCGCGUCCCGCGAGAGGCACUGCCUCACACAGAGGCUCCAGAUGCCCCAGGGAACAAACAGCACCAUGUGUGUUGGUCAAGCCAAGCACUACCAACUGUGCCAGCAGCAGCCCUGCCCAGCCAACACAGCAAGCUUCAAGCAGCAGCAGUGCUCCAGCUUCAAUGCCAAAGCCUUUGGGAAGCACUAUUACCACUGGAUGCCCCUCUAUCCAGAUGACUACACCAGCAUCUCCAACAAGCCCUGUGACCUGCAGUGCACCACCCGCAGUGGAGAGAGGCAGCUGAUGGCCCGAGCACAGGAUGGGACCUCCUGCAAGGACAGGACCUACCAAGGGGUCUGCAUCAAUGGGAAGUGUGAGCCAGUUGGGUGCGAUGGGAGCCUGUACUCGGCCCGGACCAUGGACAGAUGCAGGGUGUGUGGAGGGGACGGCAGCACUUGCCACCGUGUCUCGGGCACCUUCCGAAAGGCAAUCUCACAGAUAGGUUAUGUGUUCAUCACCAACAUCCCUGCUGGUGCCACAGACAUCCUCAUCAUUGAGCGCAGGAAAACAGAAAACAUCCUGGCACUUGCUGAUGAAUCUGGACAUUUCUUCUUCAACGGCAACUCUGCCAUUGACAACCCUCAGAACUUCAGGGUGGCCGGCACCGUCUUCAAGUACCGGCGGCCCUCGAGCCUGAACUCGGAUGGGCUGGAGUACAUCAUAGCUCAUGGGCCCACCAACCAGUCUCUGAAUGCCAUGUACUAUAACUUUAAUGGGAAAAUGCCUCACAUAACUUACGACUACACAGUGCCACGGACACCGCCCCUCCGAACUGCAGCCCCUGCUCUUGCCAGGCCUCUCUACCACCACCUGCCAGGGACCAGCCAGAGCCAUCCCAUUCCAGCCAACUCCAGAGCUGCCCAGACAGACUUCAAUGCCACGUGGCUCUCCCUGUCACCAGAAGACACCAGUGAACAGCUUCCUCUAAGGGAAGGGCAAGAAGAUUUAGACUUUGGUCCCCCACACUUCUUCCAGACCAACUCCACUAGUCAGACCCAGGACUGGGGCUGGGAACAAAGUGAAGAGAAGGAGAAGUACGACUUUCAGAUCAGACAGGUCUACCAUGCAAACACAGCAGGAGAGGAAGAGGAGGAGGAAGCAGCAGCAGUUGGUGGAGAAACAGAGUUGGCUCUCAGGUUCAACCAAAUUUCCAUCAGCACAGCUGUGCCCUACAGCAUGAGGAGGCCCGAGCUGUCGGAGAAGAGCCGUGGGACGUCCUCCAGGCUCCGUCUCUUCAGGCGCCUCUGCCACCGAGACCCCCACAACGCCGCCUUCUGCAGGGAGCUGCAGCCCCUGGCAGCCAGGCUGGCCCCCAGGAACGCCACGGCCAGGCUCUGGCCCCACUGGCCACAGGGCCUCCACAGAGCCCUGGCUCGAAAGAACUCGCUGGAGGAGCUGAAGGUGGAGGUGCUUGCUGGGAGCCAGGGGGAAGCAGCCAACUCCAGCACGAUGGCAUCUGCGCAGAGCCCUCUGCUCGGGGCCAGCCCCACCGCCAACAGCAGCCAGGCAGAGCCCCUGCGAGCCCCUGGCACUGAAAGCAAUGAGUUUGAUGUGAGCCCUGUGGGCCACGAUGACAUCAGCCUGGCUGACAUGUAUCGCUGGAAAGUCUCAGCUUAUGCCCCCUGCAGCUCCACCUGCACUUCAGGUAUCAGCACCUCCUAUGCCAUGUGUGUGCGCUACGAUGGAGUGGAAGUGGAUGAAUCCUACUGUGACGCCCUGACCCGACCAGAACCCACCCAUGAAUUUUGCACAGGGAGAGACUGCCAGCCUAGGUGGGAGACCAGCCGGUGGAGCGAGUGCUCGCGGACCUGCGGCGAGGGCUCCCAGUACCGCACCGUGCGCUGCUGGAAGAUGCUGGCACCGGGCUUCGACAGCUCCGUGUACGAUGAUCUGUGUGAGGCAGCGGGGCUGGCCAGGCCCAUGGAGAGGAAAGCCUGCAAGAACAAGGCCUGUGGGCCCCAGUGGGAGCUCUCAGAGUGGUCCGAGUGCUCGGCGCGGUGCGGCGCGGCCGGGACCAUGAAACGCGAGGUGCGCUGCUCCGUGGAAGCUCCGCUGUGCGAUGAGUCCCGCAGGCCCAGCAGCGAGAGGGAGUGCACGGGCCCGCCCUGCGACCGCCGCUGGACCGCCUCCGACUGGGGCCCGUGCUCAGGUUCGUGUGGCGAGGGGCGCAUGAGCCGCUUCAUCGCGUGUCGCAACCUGGAGGGCAAGGUGAUCUCCAGCUCGCAGUGUGACCCGGCCACCAAGCCCCUGGCUGUCCACCCGUGUGGAGACAAGAACUGCCCUGCACACUGGCUGGAGCAGGAGUGGGAGCAGUGUGACGCCAGCUGUGGGCGAGGGGUGAAGACCCGGCUAGUGCUGUGCGUGGGUCUGGAGAAUGGGCUGUACAGGGAGUACCCUGAGAAACGCUGUGAGGCCUCUCCAAAGCCUGAGGAACAAGCUGUCUGCUUCAGGAGGCCAUGUUCAACGUGGUUCACCACCUCCUGGUCCCAGUGCAGCAAGACGUGCGGUGCUGGCGUGCGCCUGCGGGAGGUGAAGUGCUACCAGGGGGAGGCGCUGGCUCAGGGCUGUGACCCCGCGGCCAAGCCAGAGGCCAGGCAGAUGUGCCAACUCCAGCCAUGCCCCACGGAGGCACCAGAAGAUGCCUGUGAAGACAAAGCGACGGCCAACUGCGUGCUGGUGCUGAAGGUGAAGCUGUGCUCACACUGGUACUACAGGAAGGCCUGCUGCUGGUCCUGUCGCCUCAAGUCAUCCUGAACACUGCCAGGCCCUACUUUCCUUCCAAGUCCAGGGGCAGCAGCCCCCUCAAGCCAGACUUUCCACCUGAAGCCACCCCACUUGGCCUGAUGUGGAGCCAGUCCCUGUAGAGCAGCCUGCUCAGCGAGGAAGGAUUUUUAUGACUUAGUCAUCACUGUUCCCUCUCCACCGAGAGGGUUUUACACAAGACAAACCAUCAGUGCCUAGAAAGCUACUGAGGAGUGAGUUGGGAGAGCCUGUCCCUGCUGUCACCGUGUCCAAGGGCACCAAGGCCAGCCUGCAGCAGGGCAGGGACGGCAGCAUCCCUCUGCUCUGCCCUGCAGGCUUCCUACUACAAGGGCAACUGCCAAAACACACCGAAAAAUUCUCAC